Messenger RNA from Gasterosteus aculeatus aculeatus (three-spined stickleback), 3458 nucleotides. It is a transcript of the gene arfgap3, whose product is annotated as ADP-ribosylation factor GTPase activating protein 3. The record is from RefSeq and is a predicted model, not a curated record. NCBI's taxonomy places the organism in Eukaryota, Metazoa, Chordata, Actinopteri, Perciformes, Gasterosteidae. Gene Ontology annotation, molecular function: GTPase activator activity. Gene Ontology annotation, biological process: COPI coating of Golgi vesicle.
CCUAUUGACGUGUCGUAUUCGGUUAUCAUCGAGGAAAACACAGGUCUGUAUUUCACGCUCCGGAGCCAGUCUCUCUGACCGUCCCCGCUUUUCACGACAGGUGGAACAAUGUCGGAGCCCAGCAAGCCGGACAUCGCCGCUAUCUUCAAGCGACUCCGCGGGGUUCCCACGAACAAGGCUUGCUUCGACUGCUCGGCCAAAAACCCCAGUUGGGCCAGCAUCACCUACGGUGUGUUCCUGUGCAUAGACUGCUCCGGGACGCACAGGUCUCUCGGGGUGCACCUCACCUUUAUCAGGUCCACUGAGCUGGAUUCCAACUGGUCGUGGUUCCAGCUGAGAUGUAUGCAAGUGGGAGGCAAUUCCAACGCGAUUGCAUUUUUCAACCAACACGGAUGCACAACCAGCGCCGCCAAUACCAAGUACAACAGCAGGGCCGCUAAGCUGUACAGGGAGAAGAUAAAGAGCUUAGCCACACAUGCGACCAAAAGUCACGGCACUGAGUUGUGGCUUGACAGUCAGGCUCCUCUCUCCCCAACGUCACCAGACGACAAGCAGUUGGAUUUCUUCAGUCUGCAUUCUCAGACUUUUCCUGACAAUUUGAACAUGCCCAAAUGUCAUCCCAUCGCCUCCACGUCAGAGAAGCCUGUAACCGUGGAAACGGAGGAAGACCGUAACGGUAAUCUAGACGAGGGUCCUAGUGUGGACAUGCUGAGUGCCUCUCCAAAAGCAAAUCCAGAGCCCUCCGGACUUUUUAAGAAGAAGCCAACUGCUGCCAAGAAAACGCUGGCCUCUAAGAAAGGCGGUCUUGGUGCACAAAAGGUCAGCAGCAAGAGCUUCUCAGACCUGGAGAAGAAGGCGCAAGCUGCCGACAAGCUCCGAGAGAAAGACGAGAGCACCGGUGGUGCCAAGAGCUACAAAGCCGAGGAAUCCAUCUCUCCGUCCCUGCGGCUGGCCUGUAAAGACAUUGAGCAGCAGAGGAAAAUGGAGGAGAAGAAGAUGAAGGGACUGGAGGGGAAUAAGAAAGUGCAAUCUGAGAGACUGGGCAUGGGAAUGGGCAUGAGGAGUGGAGUGUCUCACUCCGUGACGUCGGACAUGCACAUCAUCCAGCAGGAGAGUCCGAUGGGAAACAAGAGCACCAAAGCCCGGCGCUUCACCGGCGACGACGAGGACGAAGGCUCCUUCAGCGCCAAGGUUCUGUCCCGGUUCGAGGAUAAAACGGAAACCUCAGACAGUUUCUCCUCGAGGUGGGACGACCGCGGCGAGGAAGGCGGCUGGAUGAAGGAGAGCAAGAAACCAGAGCCGGACUUCUUCUUGACCUCCACUAUAACAUCACUGAACGACAGACCGACGGGCAGAAGAAAACCAGAAGCCGUCCCAGACACAGGAGAAGCUCAGAGGAAGUAUGGACGCGACGUGAAAUCCAUCUCUUCGGACACGUUCUUUGGGAACCGAGAUAACUCUGAGUACGAGGCCAAAACACGACUGGAAAGAUAUUCCGGGAGUUCCUCUAUAAGUUCAGCCGACCUCUUCGACGAUCCCAAGAAACAAGCCACGAGCUCGUACCGUCUGACCAACGUGCUGCCCAACGCUCCCGACAUGUCGCAGCUCAAACUGGGAGUCCGCUCGGUCGCGGGGAGGCUCUCCGUCAUGGCCAGCGGCGUCGUGACCUCCAUUCAGGAUCACUACAGCACCUGAACUCCUCGGACUCGGCGCCCUGAUAUUCGUCCCGUGUUUGGCGGAGUCGGAUGGGUUUAAAUGAGUGCGACGGGCCUCCACCCUGUGUACGUCUAAUGUCUAGUUUUUUAUUAGAUAAUGUAUAUACACAACAGUUGUUUGAAUCAAGAGGAUCAAGCACAAUAUUUUCUGCAGAAGUAACGUUCCCCCGCGGGCAUCUGGAAGGAUCUCUGUGUACAGUUCAGGUAUUAAGAAUAUUUAGUUUGCAAUGUAUUGCUUCAUUGACUUUGCGGUUGUGGGAUUUAAAAUGUGUAGAAGUAUAAUAUGUAGCACAGUGUUUGUUGUUUUUUGAAGGAAGGAUUUGAGUUUUGAUUUCUUUAGUUGACGAGGUAUUAAAAAAAAAAAAAAGUGGAGGAAAUUGUUUUAAAAUGGUCGACAUACUCUCGCUCAUCACAAGCGAUCUGUAUCGUGCUGUUUUGCACCUUCCCGAGGGUUUGAAAGUGUCCUUUCUGUCCCCGAAGUGCACUUAUAUUUGCUCGUCAACAGACAGGAACAAUACCUGAUUAAGAGGCCGCGGGGGACCAGAUAUAUAUAUAUAAUUUCUUUAUUCAGGCAUUGUAUCUGUUGUAUAAACUGGAAUUGGCCUUAUUAGCACCGAAGUUUCAUUACUUGUUUAUUAAUGUAAAAAGACAAGACGGCAUGGAAGCAGAAGUAGCUGAAAAGUUAGACUUUUUAAAAAUGUUAUUUGAAUAACACCAAUCUUCUCAUCUGAUCCUAUCAUCCUGUCCGUCGAGCAAUCCGCUUUAGAGCAUCGGAAUGAGCCACAUGAUGCGCCUCAGUUAGCUCCGCGCUCUCUUUGGUCUCAGUCCUGCCGCUUGAACGCUUACAGAUGUCGUAAAUUGAUAAUGUGGUCAACAGUGUAACCUUUAGAUUCGUGGAUUUUGGGGGGGGUGCCUUUUGGGGAUUUUUAGAUUUGAACUUGUAGAUCUUUUUGUUAUGUCGUUACUUAAAAUGUAACGGCACUCACUGAAGACAGCGAAAGUGCAGCAACACAUGUCCACUUCAAACACGAAUCCCUUUAAAAGCCCUCUUUUCUGUUUUUGCUGUAACAUACUGCCGAGGCCUGAGUGUGCAACCGUGAGCUGGUAUCUGGGUGUGAUUUAUGGAUUGGACAUUUAAAUGAAAUAGAAUAAUCUGUUAAUGGUUCUAAUAUGUAGUUUGAAUCAAGUUGUUGAAUAUGGAACACUAAAAGUGAAAGUUGUAGAUCCUUCAAUGACCAAAUAUUCAUCACUCUAUGCCUUAGUCCAAAGAUCUCUGAUUAACGCGCCCUCAUAGUGUCACAUUGCUUUAUUGUGGAGAAACAAGUGGUAAUUGUUUUGCACAUUAUUUGUUGGAAAUUGCAUGUGGCAUCUUUUGCUUGAAUGUACUGUAUUAGACUUUUGCGUCCGUAUUAGACCUUAAUUUUUGUUCUUUGUAAUAUUGUUUAUCCUCUGCCGUUUAUUAUUAUUAUCAAAUGUUACGUAGCCUGAGCAAGUUGCAUGACCCUUGUAGUGAAUAAUCGCUGACACAUCCUGAAUACAAAAAGCUCCGGCUGCUGGGCCCUAUAAUGGUCGAGUAACAGAAUUGGCCAAUAAAACUGCACCGUACUGCUACUUGCAAUGCUGUACAAGGCUUUGAAUCACCAUUUAUAGAAAGCUAAAGAGAGUUUUGACAUAUUUUGACACUCAAAAUGUAAGUACAAUGUUUUUGAAACCUGGCAAAUAAAUGGCUUGUGUCAAAGCUCA